GGACUCAGCACGGUUUGAACAGACGAAGAUACUCAGCCACAUUCUGAAGAGUUGAGACAAAUUCUGCGAGCUACUGCUGCACCCGUCACCAUGCCUGCCAAAGGAGCCCCAACCCGUCUCAACCCUAUCCGUCUACAAACUAUCCCUCAUCUCCGAGUUCGUCGCCCAAAUGUACAAGAGAGGAAUCCGUGCGUGGUGGUUAUGUCUUCGGUUCUGAGUUGUUGGGCUUCUUCCGGGUACACUGCGGAGGGGUGUGCAGCUCUUGAGCAGCAAUUGAGACAAUGCAUGGACGCACCGAAACCGAAGACUACCAAGAAGAACACCAUCAAUUACCAUCUCAUGAGAAUGUUCCCGAAGGUCGUCGGUCCCCAGAAGAGAGAAGGUCGUCUUGGCUAGAUGCUUCGACUUUGUAUCCUUUUCUUCUUCUCUUGCGUCGUUCUAGUUCAUCGAAUUCGCCAAUCGGUGGCCCUCCCCUCUUGGGCGCCCUUCAUUAG
Messenger RNA from Monascus purpureus, 494 nucleotides. The record is from the annotation of a GenBank genome assembly. NCBI's taxonomy places the organism in Eukaryota, Fungi, Ascomycota, Eurotiomycetes, Eurotiales, Aspergillaceae.